Messenger RNA from Leptosia nina, 414 nucleotides. The record is from the annotation of a GenBank genome assembly. NCBI's taxonomy places the organism in Eukaryota, Metazoa, Arthropoda, Insecta, Lepidoptera, Pieridae.
AUGAAACACGAUCCACCGAUACCAGUUUUCGGAAACCACAUGCAAGUAAGUCUCGCCAGGCUUACAGAAACUGAAAAAUUUACUUACAUUUAUAACAAAUUUACCACUGAAAAAGUUGUCGGAUACUAUAGAGGUAGUAAACCAGAGUUCGUCGUGAGGGAUCCUGAUAUAAUUAGAAACAUAUUAAGUGUGAACUUCUUGGAAUUCCACAACCGUGGACUGAGGUGCGAUUCUAAAGUGGAUCUAUUAACCUUAAGUAUGUUUUCGGAGCAAGGAAAUGUGUGGAAGCUAUUGAGAAACAACUUGGCACCAGCAUUUUCAUAUAGUAAAAUUAAAGCUAUAUUCCCGAUUAUCGUCAUUUAUACAAAACUUGCCGAACUUGCACAUAAUCUUGCUGAAAGAAGAGAUAUUUGA